This is a messenger RNA of Nomia melanderi (Alkali bee), 1046 nucleotides long. RefSeq names its product putative acetylcholine receptor chaperone. The record is from RefSeq and is a predicted model, not a curated record. Gene Ontology annotation, biological process: positive regulation of protein localization to cell surface; chaperone-mediated protein complex assembly. Gene Ontology annotation, cellular component: endoplasmic reticulum. Lineage: Eukaryota; Metazoa; Arthropoda; Insecta; Hymenoptera; Halictidae.
CAUUGAUAUAUCGUGCACAUUGCUGUCGUUUGUAAGUUUUGAAUAAUUCUGCAGAGCGCUGGUGAAAACAAGUUUCGAAAAUCCAUAGAUAUGUAUAGGUAAGGGGCGGAUGGUUUACCGAGCGUCCCUAAGUCGCGCAUCACCCUGAAUUCGCGGCUACACCUCGUCGUUCGUCCAGCCCAGAUUCCGAAUCGAUUCUUCCGUACUACUAGUGUUGUUGGUGUCGGUAACAGCCUCGCAGUCUUGAAAUAUGGGCUCGAUCGUCUUAAAAUCACUCUCGGUUCUGCUUGGAAUAUUUUUUGUUUUCGUCGGUACCAUGAAGUUGACUUCGCACAUCAGCAAGGAUCUUCACAAGGACUUGAGGAAGGAAUACGUCAAGUACGCAAAAGUGUUUCCUCUAUCCGGUACCUUGGACUUCAAAGUACCGAGCAAGUGGUACAGAAGAGUUGUCGGAUCGCUCGAAAUCAUCUGCGGACUUGCAAUGGCGAUAGUACCUAGCCAUAAGAUUAAGAAUGCAUCGAACGCGGUGUUACUCUUGCUGAUGUUGAUGGCCGUGUACUCUCACUACAUGGUCAACGAUAAGUUCGAGAGGAUCGCUCCAGCGUUGGUAUUCUUCUUCAUGCUGACGGGGCGCCUGGUGAUAGACUGGCAACUCAGACGAGAGGAUGCUCAAUCGAUAACGGCGAACGGUCUGGAUGACAAAACCAAAAAACAGGAUUGAACUCGAGACUCUUUUACGCGUGUACGCUAACGCGAAACUUUGGUUACCGUGACACGCUUUGCGCGUACGAUGCCGGUAGGCAACAGUGGUGGGUUGCGUCGCUAAAACCUUGUCGCAAAUGCGGGAAAAGAGCCUUACGAUCUUCCACCUUCGGAACCGCCAAGACAUUUUCUAUGAACGAAAGUCGAUGGAUUCGGCCAAGAACGGUCCAACUUGUCGUGCUUCUCCAUCGCGGAUACUUGCGCGGUAAUCAAGUUUCGUGUUCGUUUUAAUACACUCAUUCAACUAUGUACACUCUUCCGAAGCAUUCUCGUGUUUCUUCGCA